Thalassophryne amazonica is the source of this 8314-nucleotide messenger RNA. Its product is annotated as centromere-associated protein E-like. Gene Ontology annotation, molecular function: ATP binding; plus-end-directed microtubule motor activity; microtubule binding. The record is from RefSeq and is a predicted model, not a curated record. Gene Ontology annotation, cellular component: microtubule. Lineage: Eukaryota; Metazoa; Chordata; Actinopteri; Batrachoidiformes; Batrachoididae. Gene Ontology annotation, biological process: microtubule-based movement; mitotic cell cycle.
CAGACGCUUCGGCUAGUUAGUUAGCUUUUAGUGACGUUUAACAGGUUUGAUAUUUAAUUGGAAUAAGGAAAAAUGACUGAAGAGUCGGCAGUGAAAGUGUGUGUUCGAGUCCGUCCUUUAAUCACCAGGGAAGAGAAUUCCACAUCAGAGAACUCAGAGCCUGUGACACACUACUGGAAAGCUGAUAAGAAAUCAGUCUAUCAGAAAGAUGAUGGGAAUUCAUCCAAGAACUUCACUUUUGAUCGAGUGUUCACUGCUGAUGAAACGACUAAUCAGCUGUACCAGGACAUUGCAAAGCCUUUGGUGGUUUCAUCUGUUGCAGGAUACAAUGGAACUGUAUUUGCUUAUGGACAGACAUCAUCCGGGAAGACUUUCACCAUGAUGGGCAGCGAUCGUAAUCCCGGUGUGAUCCCUCUGGCUGUGGAUGACGUCUUCCAGACUAUUAAAACUUAUCCAAUGAAGGAGUUUCUGCUCCGGGUCUCUUACAUGGAAAUCUACAACGAAACUGUGACUGAUCUGCUGGUUGACAGCUGGAAGAGAAAACCUUUGGAAAUCCGUGAAACCAUCAAUAAAAACAUCUUUGUGGCCGACCUGACUGAGGAGCUGGUGACUUCUCCUGCUCAGGCUCUGGCCUGGAUCCGGAAAGGAGAAAAGAAUCGGCAUUAUGGAAAGACGAAAAUGAACCAACGCAGCAGCCGCUCGCACACCAUUUUCAGAAUGAUUUUGGAAAGCCGUGAGCGGAGUGACCCAGCGUCUGGGGAAAAUGCUGACGGCGCUAUUAUUGUGUCUCAUUUGAAUUUGGUUGAUCUUGCCGGAUCUGAGAGAGCGAGUCAGACUGAAGCCGAAGGGGUGCGUUUCAAAGAAGGAUGCAACAUCAACCGCAGUCUCUUCAUACUUGGACAAGUGAUUAAGAAAGUUGCUGAUGAGGAUCAGAAGGGCUUCACUAAUUACAGGGACAGUAAGCUAACUCGCAUCCUGCAGAACUCUUUGGGUGGAAACGCUAAAACUGUGAUCAUCUGCACCAUCACCCCGGUCACACUGGAGGAAACACUCAGCACUCUGCAGUUUGCCAGCACUGCAAAGAAAAUGAAGAACGACCCUCAUGUCACAGAGGUGUCCGACGACGGGGCUCUGCUCAAACGCUAUCGCAAUGAAAUAGUGGAUUUGAAGCGUCGACUCCAUGAGGCAAGUUCCUCAGUCACACAGACCACGGUGAUGGAGAAAGAGGUUCUCUCCCAUCUUCUGCAAGAAAAGGAUCAACUGCAGCGAGAGCAGCAGGAUAGGAUCCGAAACCUCACCCAGCUGCUGGUCACCAGCUCCAACUUGGUGCCUUCCAAAAAGAUGCCAAAACGACGUGUGACAUGGGGAGGAAAGAUGCAUCGCGUUUCCCGCCCGCCGAUGUACGAUCCAAGUGGCUUUGUAGAGUUAAUGGAGAAGCAGAAAGCAGAGAGGUCCUGCUCCCUGGUGAUGACUGAGUAUGAGGACUUUGACACUCAGUGGGAGAUUCCUGAGGAGCCCUCAGAUGAAAUGGACACAAGUCCGUGCUCUGUGACUGUUCGUAGCUUUGGAGACAGUCCAAAAUACCUCACCUCUCCAGACCUGAUGCAGGAGCUUUCAAAUAAAGUGUCCAACCUGGAGCUGCAGCUGGAAACUGAGACUCGACAGAAAGCCGAGGCUUUGAGUAAAUCGGAAACAUUGGAAAGAAGAGUGGCAGAACUUCAGCUGCAGCUGGAAACGGAUGCUGUGAAUAAACCAGAAACUGCGAGUCAGGUGGAAUCAUUGGAAAGAAGAGUGGCAGAGCUGCAGCUGGAAACUGAGGCUCUGAAGAAACCAGAGGCUUCGAGUCAGGUGGAAACGUUAGAGAAAAGAGUGGCAGAACUUCAGCUGCGGCUGGAAACUGAGCCUCUGAAGAAACCAGAGGCUUCGAGUCAGGUGGAAACGUUAGAGAAAAGAGUGGCAGAACUUCAGCUGCAGCUGGAAACUGAGGCUCUGAAGAAACCAGAGGCUUCGAGUCAGGUGGAAACAUUAGAAAGAAGAGUGGCAGAACUUCAGCUGCAGCUGGAAACGGAGGCUCUGAAGAAACCAGAAACUUCGAGUCAGGUGGAAACAUUAGAAAGAAGAGUGGCAGAACUUCAGCUGCAGCUGGAAACGGAGGCUCUGAAGAAACCAGAAACUUCGAGUCAGGUGGAAACAUUAGAAAGAAGAGUGGCAGAACUUCAGCUGCAGCUGGAAACCGAGACUCUGAAGAAACCAGAAACUUCGAGUCAGGUGGAAACAUUAGAAAGAAGAGUGGCAGAACUUCAGCUGCAGCUGGAAACCGAGACUUGGCAGAAACAGCAAGCCUGCGAGCACAUGCAGACAAUCGACCAGUGGCCAGAGGAGCUCCAGCAUGCUCAGCAGAAGGAGGCCAAUGAGAAGGUGCACAUAUUGGAAUUAAAAGUGGCAGACCUGGAACGCUUGCUGGAAGAACAGAUGCAAAUGAAGAGUGAAGCUGAUGAGAUGAGAAGAGAUUUUGCUGAGUCCAUCCAGCUGUGUGAGAGUCUGGCUUCAGACAGGGCCCGAGUGUCUGCUGAAUGUGACAGUUUGAAGCAGGAACUGGAGUUCUUCAAAGAACAGACCAACAACUUGGAGAAAGAGAACAGAGUUCUGUCUCAGGAACUACAGGAAAAGAUAGAGAUGGAUGAGUUUAAAUAUCUGGAGGAUGCAUGUAGAAAAGAGGAGAGCGAGUUGCAGAAUGAAAGGACCUAUUUGAGGGAGAUGGUCCAAUCUUACGAAGUCAGAUGUCAGGAGCUGGUGAACAAACUAGAAGCUGUGUCUGAAGAACUGAAGAAGAAAACUGAGCUGGCUGAGCAGCUGGAGAGUUUGGGUGGUAAGGACUUGACACAGGAAGUGAUGUCACUGCGGCGUUCUCUGGAUGAUGCUGAGGGACUCAGUAGAGACACAAAGAAGGAGUGGGCGGUCCUGCGGAGCCAGAAGAUUGCUCUGGACGAGACCAACGUGUCCCUCACUGCGAGUCACGAGAAGAUCGAGGUGGAGAUGAAGACUCUGCGCUCUCAGCUUGAAGCUGAGAAAACCCGAUACAGAAAGAUGCAGAGUGACCUCCAGAGGGAGCUGAACUUGGUUUUUGAGGAGAACACCAAACUCACCACUCUCCUGGAUGGAAAAGUCCCAAAAAAUCUGCUGGACAGAGUUGAACUUGAGAGAACCGUGUUAGACCUGAAGAAGGAACUGGCUUCUGCUUGUGAGGCACAUGACUCCUUCAGAGCUCAACUGGAGGAGCUGGCUUCACUUCCAGACAAGGUUUGUGAGCUGACUGAGAAGCUGGGUGCUGUUGAAGCCCAACGUGACAUCCUGUUAUCAGCCCAAAGUCAAAGCCAGCAAGAAGCUCAGCAGCUCAGAGACUCCCUGCAGGUGUCACAGGACCAGUUCUGCAUAAUCCAGGCGGACCUUGUUGCUGCCGUGCAGAGAGAAGAGGAGCUGAUGCAGCGACGUGUUGACACGACGGCACAGCUGGAGCUGCUUCGUUCAGACCUGCAGCUCGCUGCUUCUGAGAAGAGUCAACUACUGGCUUCCAUCAAACAAACGGGCCUGAAACUGGAGCAGAGUGAACUUCAAAGAUCGUCGCUGGAGGAGAAGGCGACUGUCCUGCAGCAGCUUGUGAAGGAUCUGGAGGAGAAGCUCGCCAACAGUGAACUUUCAAGAACCACACAGGAGACUGAGGAACUGCAGGGACAGCUGAGCAGAGAGCUUCAGGCAGGUGACGUUCAGAGUCCUGUAGAGGAGGUGGAAUUCCUGAAGACCACAGUUUCUGCUCUGACAGCAGAGAGAGACCAGCUGAAGAUGGACCUGCAGGAAAAUGUGGAGAUGAUGAUUGAGAAUCAGGAGGAGCUCAGGACAGCUUUGGAGAAGAACCAAAAGCAGAAGGAACAUAUUAAAUAUCUGGAAGCGGCAAAAAUGACAGACGAGAACUAUGCACAGCUGGAGGAGCUGCAACAUCAGCUGAGGGGUCUGAGUGAGGAUCUGGAGCUUGUGCGAGCGGAGAGAGACGGUCUGCUGUCUGAGAGGACGUCCGGCGGUCCCGCUGACCGAGGAGACAUGGACGAGCUGCUCGCCAAAGUGGCGUCUCUCAGCGAGGAGAGAGACGAGCUGCAGGGGGCGCUGGAGGCACUGAGAGAGCAGAAGAACCAGCUCAAAGCAGAGCUGGAGGACAAGAUGGAAAUGGUUGUCCAGGCUGGAUGUAACCAGCAUGAACUACAAGAACACCAAACAAAAGAACUACAGCUUCAGCAAGAGGUGGCUGAAACUCAAGACCUUCUUGAAUCCCUUGAAGAAGAACUUCUAGAGCAGAAGCAAAAGCUGUCUCAUAUGGAAAAACUUAGUCAGCAGAAGGAAUCUGAUUUGGAGCAACAUCUGAGGAGUCUGACUGAGCAUCUGGAACGUGUGCGAGCGGAGAGAGACGGUCUGCUGUCUGAGAGGACGUCCGGCGGUCCCGCAGACCGAGGAGAUGUGGACGAGCUGCUCGCCAAAGUGGCGUCUCUCGGCGAGGAGCGAGAUGAGCUGCAGGGGGUGCUGGAGGCACUGAGAGAGCAGAAGAACCAGCUCAAAGCAGAGCUGGAGGAAAAGAUGGAAAUGGUUGUCCAGGCUGGAUGUAACCAGCAUGAACUACAAGAACACCAAACAAAAGAGCUGCAGCAAGAGCUUGAGCAGCUUCAUGAAACUCUGCAAGUUGUGAACGAGCAGAAGGAUCAGUUAGAGGGAGAACUUCAGCGCCGUGUGCAGACGGUUGCAGAGAGUCGAGAGCUGCUUCGUUCCCUUCAAGAAGAACUCCAAGAGCAGACACAAAGAAACUUGAAGCUGGAAAGAACCAGUCACCAGAGUCGAGAUCAGCUGGAAGUGCAGAUUAAAUCUUUAAGAGAGGAGCUUGAAAGUGUGCGAGCAGAAAGAGCUGCUCUGCUGUUUGAGAAGACAACCAGCCUUCAGACAUCCGGACGAGGUGAGGAGGAGCUGGAAGUUCUGAGACAGGAGGAGCUCCAGCUCGGAGCCCAGCUGGAGGACAGGGUGGAACAGGUCCAGCAGCUUGAGCAACACCUGAACAGGUCAAAGGAGGAGGUGAACCAGCUCAGGAAGGCCCUCCAGGAGAAAAUAGAACUGGUUUCCUCAACUCAAGACUCUCUGAGAGCGGUUCAAGAAGAGCUGCGUGAAGAAAAGGAGGCACGCUGUUAUUUGGAGAAGCUGAGCAAAGAGAAGGAAUGUUCUUUUGAUGAACAGAUGAAGAAACUAACCGAGAACCUGAGAAGUGCUGAAGCAGAGAGAGGCGGUCUUCUGUCUAAGACCAUGCACUUACAGGAGUCAUCAGAGGAGAUCGAGAAGCUGCUGCUCAAAGUGACACACCUCAGCCAGGAGAAAGAUACACUGGAGGGUGUGAGGCAGGAGAAGAUGCAGCUCCACACCCAGCUGGAGGAGAAGGAAACGCUUCAGACUGAGCAGGUCGUGCAGUUGAAGAAGCUGCAGACUGUGACGGAGCAGAAGGUGGAGCUGGAGAAGCAGCUGCAGAAGGUGGAGCUGCAGACUGCCACGGAGCAGAAGGUGGAGCUGCAGACUGAGCUGCAGACUGCGACGGAGCAGAAGGUGGAGCUGCAGAAGGUGGAGCUGCAGACUGCGCUGCAGACUGUGAUGGAGCAGAAAAAGGAGCUGCAGACUGCGACGGAGCAGAAGGUGGAGCUGGAGAAGGAGCUGCAGACUGCGACGGAGCAGAAGGUGGAGCUGGAGAAGGAGCUGCAGACUGCGACGGAGCAGAAGGUGGAGCUGGAGAAGGAGCUGCAGACUGCGACGGAGCAGAAGGUGGAGCUGGAGAAGGAGCUGCAGACUGCGACGGAGCAGAAGGUGGAGCUGGAGAAGGAGCUGCAGACUGCGACGGAGCAGAAGGUGGAGCUGGAGAAGGAGCUGCAGACUGCGACGGAGCAGAAGGUGGAGCUGGAGAAGGAGCUGCAGACUGCGACGGAGCAGAAGGUGGAGCUGGAGAAGGAGCUGCAGACUGCGACGGAGCAGAAGGUGGAGCUGGAGAAGGAGCUGCAGCACAACAUGAAUAAGGCGAUGACUUUAACUGAGAAGUUGAACAUGACUGAAGCAGAAAGAGACGGUCUGUUUGAGAAGGUGACGAGUCUUCAGAAAUCAUCAGAGGAGAAGGAGGAGCUGCUCUCCAAAGUGAGGAGUCUGAGUGAGGCGCGAGAAGAGCUGCAAGAGGCCCUGAAGGCUCUGAGACAGGACAAGAAGCAACUCGGAGCGGAGCUGCAUGACCGGAUGGAACAGCUGCAGCAGCUUGAGGAGCAGCUGGAAACGUUGCAGCAGACUCGCACUAAAGAUGAGGAUGGAAAAACACAGCAGUUACUCGCUGAUACAAACAAAACCGCCGAGGAGCUAACAAGAUCAUCAGAGCUUGAAGAUUCCACACUGCAGCUCCAGGACACCUUCCAGAGAUACCAGGUGUUCAUGGAGCUUUGCUCAAAGUACAACUCCACAUCCAUCAACAAGGCCUCAGGAGUCCAGGGUUCCAAAGACCAGGAGGACUGGGCCUCGCUUCCCAGACGCACCGUCAAGCUCUACGAGGCCGUGUGUGAAAUCGAACCUCAGCAGUUUGUGGCAAAUAUUGCAGACAACUUGGUGGUUUGGACUCGAGGCUACAAGAGUCUGUUUGAGCAGCUGGUCAGCAACGACGUGGCUGUUUUUGAGGAGCAGCGGUUGCAGGACGUGCUGCUGUGCAGAGUCCAGGCUGCAGAAUUCUAUGUCAAAGACGAAGACCUCAGCCCGCUGUGGGCACGCAGGCUGGCAGCGCUGCUGGACAAGAGGCGUCUCUACCUUCAGAAAAUGGAGAGUAAUUUGGUGAAGCUCUGGUCGGUCAUGGUGUCGGUUCCCAGCAUGCUCUCUGCUGAGAUCAGUGAGAUGGAGCGAUUUGACGAGCGGCUGCUUGCGGAGCGGACCAAACGCCCCGUGGACUGCAGUGAGCUGGACGCCAUCCUGAGCUGUGAACUGAACCGUCGGACUGCAUCGUCAACACGCAUAAAGGCGUCUCUGCAGUCCAUCAGUGAGGAGCAGAGCGUCCUGUGUCAGGAGGUGACACUGAUGAAAACUCAGGCUGACGCUCGGCGGCAGGAGCAGAGGAGUAAGAACUGCACUCUGCUACAGAGCCUGGAGGGGGCGCCACUGAAGACUGAGGUCAUCCUGCUGAAAGACACUCAGCAGCUUCUUCUCAAACUACAAGAGUCUGAGGAAAAAAUGAAGAUUCUGCAAGUCCAAAACAAGCAGCUGGAGGAGGCUCAGGUCAAAGCCCACAAAAGGAUCUCCAACCACAAAGAGGCCACCCAGCUGCUCCAGACUGAGCUCCAGGACACCCGCGCACAAGUUGGCGAGAAAGAGAACGCGAUCCAGUCCCUGAAGAUCAAACUGCGCCAGUCUGAGAGCAGUUUUCAUGGAUUUCCUCUUUUUGCAGAAAAUGCAUCACCUGAUGCAGCUGAGCUGGACCUGCAGAAUAAAGUGUUCCAGCUGGAAUUAAAGUUAACUUCUGCAUCCACCAAACACCAGGAGGAGAUGGAGAAGAUGAAUGUGAUCCUCAGGAACAAGGAGGAGGCUGUGAGGAAGCUGAAGGAGACUCUGAGGAAGUCCCAGCAGCAGGAAGAGGAGUCGUUCCUGCAGGGUAAAGACCUUCAUGCCAGACUGACCGAUCCAAAGGGUCUGAUGAUCAAGAACAGCGUUCUUCUGGCCAAAGACAAACUGGAAGAGGAAGUCAAGCAGCUUCAGCAGCGGAUAACUGAGCUGGAAAGCUCUGCAGCCAGUCAGCAAGUUGAGGUCACCAAAUGGAAGAACAGAGCCAUCAAGCUGAAGGGGAGGAACCGCACUGAUGGGGACAGACCUCUGUCCCCCCACACUCCCAAAAAGAGGGACCACUCUGAGACUGCCAACCCCGCUGACCUUCUCAGUCUUCCCAAGAAACCGCUGAGUGCAGCCAAGAUCCUGGACUCUCCCAUAAGGCCCUUGGAGUCUCCAAAGGUCUCGCUCAACUCCCCCAAAAUAGGAUUCUUUGAGGGCCGUGCAGGCUCAGAACUGCUGUCCAGAAACUGUCCCAGACAGUUCUUCGAUAACUCCAGCCUCGGAGCAAUUCCAGACACGGGUACGAGCAAAGAGGAGUAUCAGGUGGUUCCCUCAGUCUCCAAGCAGGAAGAUCUGUGUCGAACCCAAUGAAUUAAAACACUAAAGUUUUAUUUUGAUUUUAUUGUCUUUGUGUUGAAACAUUUAAGAAAUCACUGCAAUAGUAAUAUUU